Messenger RNA from Haplochromis burtoni (Burton's mouthbrooder), 3692 nucleotides. It is a transcript of the gene sv2ba, whose product is annotated as synaptic vesicle glycoprotein 2Ba. Gene Ontology annotation, cellular component: membrane. Gene Ontology annotation, biological process: chemical synaptic transmission; transmembrane transport. The transcript has 13 exons. Gene Ontology annotation, molecular function: transmembrane transporter activity. The record is from RefSeq and is a predicted model, not a curated record. NCBI's taxonomy places the organism in Eukaryota, Metazoa, Chordata, Actinopteri, Cichliformes, Cichlidae. Bases 421 to 2502 code for a protein of 693 amino acids.
GAUGGGGUGGGGGAGUUGUGAGCUUGGACCCUAAUCCCUUAGGUUUGUCUACAGCACGGCCUUAGGAUAAACUGACAUGUAGGCGAUCGACAUUUGAAAAUGCUACUUGGACUUUAGCACAUUUUUAAGUUCAGAAGUCAUUUUAUAUAUUACAGGAAUGCUUUCUCUGGUUCAGCAUGCAGCACUUUACGUAUCACGGAAGGUAACAGUCUUUCAGCAUACUUGUUGAGGCCUUAAACCUGAGACUUAACUACAGAAGACCUGCAGUUUUCUUCUGACACCAGGAUACUGCAGCUACACGAGAGCAGCUCACGGCUUCUUGGGAGGAUUAUGCCAUUAUAGCUGACAACUUGAGCUUCCUCAGCACACGACGGCUCCGAGACAAAGUCACUCCUGCUCUCCUUACAUGCAGCAGGAACCAUGGAUGACCCCUAUCACAACAAUGUAAACCAGCAGAUGACCGAAGGUGGAGAUUACACCUACACCCAAGAUGGUGGAGGUCAAGACGGCUACCCUUAUCAGACGGACUACCCUCCACAGGACGAGGAUGCUGCUAGUGAUGCCACUGAAGGGGCAGAUGAGGAUGAUCAGAUGUAUGAGGGGGAGUACCAAGGCAUCCCGCACCCCGACGAGAUCAAGGAGGCACGACGGGCAGCUCGAGUGGAGGCCAGGAGGAAAGCCCGGAUGGCUGCCCAGCAGGAAGAGGAAGAGGAAAGCCUGCCAGAGCAAUACGAGACCAUCAUGGAGGACUGUGGCCAUGGACGCUUCCAGUGGAUGCUCUUCUUUGUGCUGGGCUUGGCGCUAAUGGCUGAUGGCGUGGAUGGUUUCGUGGUGGGCUUUGUCCUGCCCAGUGCUGAAAAGGACAUGUGCAUAUCUAACGCUGACAAAGGAUUACUGGGUCUCCUGGUGUAUGUGGCCAUGAUGGUGGGUGCACUGGUGUGGGGUGGUCUGUGUGAUAAAAUGGGGAGGAGGAAGUGUCUGAUCUACGUCCUGACCAUCGACCUGGUCUUCUCCUUCCUGUCCUGCUUCGCUCAGGGCUACGGCUUCUUCCUCUUCUUGAGGUUCUGCUCUGGCUUUGGAAUUGGUGGCUCCAUUCCAAUUGUGUACACCUACUUUACUGAGUUCCUGCAGAUGGAUAAACGUGGAGAACAUCUGAGCUGGCUCUGCAUGUUCUGGAUGUUUGGAGGCCUGUACGCCUCCUUCACCGCCUGGGGAAUCAUCCCUCAUUAUGGUUGGGGUUUUGCCAUCGGUACACAUCUUCAGAUGCACAGCUGGAGACUGUUUAUCCUGGUGUGUCUCUUUCCUGCACUGGCCGCACUCAUCGGACUCGUGUUCAUGCCGGAGAGCCCGAGAUUCCUCCUGGAGAAUGCACGGCAUGAUGAGGCGUGGAUGAUCCUGCGACAAGUUCAUGACACCAACUGGAAAGCCAAGGGGGAGCCAGAGAGAGUUUUCACUGUAACCAACAUCAAGACUCCACAAACUCAGGAGGAUGAGUUCAUAGAGAUCCAGAGUGAGACUGGGACUGCUUUCCAGCGCUGGACUGUCAGAAAAAUGACCAUGCUGCAACAGGUGAUGGCCAAUAUCAUGUCUCUAUCAGCGCCGGAGCUCCGACUACAAGGCCUCCUUCUGGUUAUUGUCUGGUUCUGUUUGGCCUUCAGCUAUCACGGGCUUGGAGUGUGGUUUCCUGAUAUGAUCAAGUACAUGCAGUAUGAGGAGUACGAGUCCAAAGUCCGAAUAUUCCAUCGAGAACGUGUGGAGCGUUUCCACUUUAACUUCUCUCUGGUCAACCAGAUCCACCGUGAGGGGGAGUACAUCCAUGACAAGUUCGCCAACAUUGAAAUCAAGUCGGUCAAGUUUGAGAGUUCUCUGUUUGAAAACUGCUACUUUGAGGAUAUCAAAUCCACCAACACCUUCUUUGAGAACUGCACUAUUAAAAACACCGUCUUCUAUAACACAGAUCUCUGGCAGGACAAGUUCAAGAACUGUCGAAUGGAAAAUGCCACCUUUCUCCACCCGAAGAAAGGCUGCCAUCUGAACUUUCAGGAGGAGAAUGACAUUGUCAUCUACAUGGUCAGCUUCCUGGGCAGUUUGGCUGUCUUGCCUGGGAACAUCAUCUCAGCGUUGUUCAUGGACAAGAUAGGAAGGAUCCGCAUAAUAGGUGGUUCUAUGCUGGCGUCAUCGGCCUGCACUUUCCUUCUGCUGUUAAGUUUCAGUCAAGGAGCUGUAAUAUGUUGGCAGUGUCUCUUUUAUGGCGUCAGUGUGGCAGCCUGGAAUGGACUAGAAGUAAUUUCUGUGGAACUCUACCCGUCCUCUAAACGAGGAACUGCGUUCGGCAUCCUGAAUGGCAUCUGUAAGUUUGCGGCCAUCAUUGCCAGCUCUAUCUUUGCCGCCUUCAUCGGCAUCACCAAGAUCAUCCCCAUCUUCCUGGCCUUCGCCGCCCUCGUCUGUGGAGGCAUGGUGGCUCUUAAACUGCCCGAAACCCGGGAGAAAAUCCUCUCCUGAAAAGCCAAACUCCUGCAGCCUCUGGGCCUCAAACGCAGUCUAGCUAUGGGUGAAGCCGCAUAUUCUGGGGAAAGUAUCAGCUUUUUUAAACUGAAACACAAAGGUAAUAAAGAAAGGCCACGUUGUGCUAGAUGAGUAAAACUAUUGAAAACCUGUCUGGUUGCCUAUAUAAACCUGUGGUUGCUUUCUGUUCUGUCUCUAAGUACCUCAGGCUGCCCAGCUUUUCUGUCACAUUGAAUAAAAAAACUAGUCUUUGUCUUCCCUCCAUCUUUCUCCCAACCUGCGUUUGCACACAUUGUAGUAACAUUUGUGUUGUUUGAGGUUCGUGUAAAAGAUUAAUAUGAGAUGAAAAUGUGUACUUGAAAGGUGUUGUAGUUCUUGUUACCAUGUCGUGCUUUGAUUUCAUUCCCUCUCAGAGAAAGAGAAAGGACUCGUAGUGAUAACUUGAAAUGAAUUAGAAUCCUGUUGUAUUCACCGCCGAGACUCAGCAGCAAUAUCACUGCAGGUGUUGUUAUUCAGAGAAAACACCCAUUUCACCCACACAGUCUUUGUUUAUUCUGCGGUGUCCUGUGGUGUCUGUAGUCUUCUUUAGUUGUUGCUUGGUUUGUUUUCUGUAGACUUGAAUCCAGAUUCACCAUUUUCAAUAAUGUAGAAGAUUUUUUCUUUUAAAUGAAAUCCUCUCCCGUCCAUUUCUCCCAGCGUAUCCAACCAAAACAAUUCUCCUUGUCUGUCGUCGUGUCCUCGACUCUGAGACGUUGUGUCUGUCCUCAGUGGUAGAGCUGUGUUUUGCUGGUGAUAAUGUAGAAUCAGAGUCUUGUUUGUCACAUCUUGCCAUGACAAAGUGUAAGGAACUGUUUAAUUUGUUUUUGUCUGUUUUUUUUUUUUUAAAGAAUGACUGUGAAAAUAGAUGUUUUGAUAUGAUGCUCUCAUUUUAACAUACUGAUGAAGAACUGAUUUACAGAACUUGUUGCAUAUUAUGUUUCAAGACUUCUAAAGAAGGUGUUACUUUUUUUUUUGGCACAACUGAGGUGUGUAUGUGCGCGCGCUGUUAUCCACACAUCUGUGAAUUCACUGAAUCACAACAGUCUUGAAUACCAGUAUUGUAUUUGUGGUUGUACAUAUAGACCUGUGUAUAUUAGUUGUAACAUAAUAGCUGCAGACAUGACUUGAAUAAAGCUGAGGGCUCAUGA